Molecule: messenger RNA, 1533 nt
Organism: Trichoderma gamsii
Lineage: Eukaryota; Fungi; Ascomycota; Sordariomycetes; Hypocreales; Hypocreaceae
Product: pheromone a factor receptor
Exons: 3
Coding region: 1-1533 (510 amino acids)
Biological process (GO): G protein-coupled receptor signaling pathway
Cellular component (GO): membrane
Molecular function (GO): mating-type factor pheromone receptor activity
Source: RefSeq, a predicted model, not a curated record
AUGGACUCGCUCGUCAAUCUUGCCCCCCGCGGCACUCCCAAAAUCGUCCUGCUCGGUCCAGCCCCCGACGUUUCCACCACUCCAGCUCUCACGGCCAACCUCAUCUGCCGCGUCCUCUUCGCCCUCAUCGGCAACCUCAUCUGCAUCGUGCCACUCCGCCUGCUCUACCGCAACGGAGAGCUGGCCGCCGCCUUAUUCAUCCUCGUGGUGCAGCUGCAAAACUUUGAAAGCGCCGUCAACGCCCUCAUCUGGCACAACGACGACGUGGACUCCUGGUGGCCAGGCUACGGCUUCUGCGACGUCGACUCGCACGUCCGCAACUUCACCAUUGGGCUCUUCAACAGCUGUCUGCUGGCCAUUAUGCGGAACCUGGCCCUGCAGAUUGGAAACAUGAGAGCCAGCCCGCUUACCAAGAAGGAGAAGACGCGGCGGAACAUUGUCCAGGCGCUCAUCAUCUUUCCGCUGCCGCUUCUGCAGGCCGUGUGGACAUAUCCUCUCGCCCAGCAGCGAUAUUAUAUCGGCACAUUGACUGGAUGCUCCUGGGCGAACUCCCGUUCGUGGCCGUACGCCGUCUUUGACAUCUUUCUGCCGACGAUGAUGCCAUUUCUAACUGCCGGCUAUGCUAUCUCCAAAGCCACCGCGUCUGCUCUCUCCAACAACCCCCUCGCCCACGCCCGCAGCCAACGAGCCCGCCGCCGCCUCUACCUCAUGGUGGUCGCCAUCCUCGUGCCUUACGUCCCCAUUGCGGUGGCCAUCGCCAUUGUCAACUUCCGAGUUGCCGGAGCUCUCAAGCCCUUCAACUUCGACGCCAUCCAUAACCAUGCGCCGGGCGAGAUACCCUGGAAUGCCAUCGUAUACAUUACAAGCAACGAAAUCCAUUGGUCAUACAUGAACAUGUGCUACCUGUCCAUCGCAACGACUAUCCCGAUAUUCGUCUUCUUUGGCAUGACCAAGGACGCCAUGAACAGCUACCGCGUGGUUCUGCUAUUUUUUGGGCUUGGAAAAGUGUUCCCCCAAUUACAUGAAGAGUAUGACCCAGAUGCUCGGAUACUGGCCUCCAUGUCCAACGGUAGCCACUCAACGUCUACAAGUUCAUCCAAAAAGAAUGCAGCUCACUCAGACUUAAGUGUCAUGACGAGCAUACCCUCCAACCACAAUACGUCAACGGUCCAGCAGCCGGCCCCAGCAGCAACAUCAGCAUCUCUACCAAUCCACAACCAAGACGUCCAUAUUCAGCCUAUUCGUCGCAACCCAUUCCUCUUUCGCACCCGUCUCGAUUUCUCUCUUCCCUUUAAGCUAUCUCUGUUCAGGCGCUCCGAAGACAACAGCUCUUCUGCGCCGCUAGAGCUACUCAGUCAUCAACCUACCAACAGGUCUGUCUGGUCUGAUGAAGAAUCUCUCCCCAUUCCUUGCGCAGCAACAGCAAACACUCAAGGUGAUAAAGGCAAAGACCAUCCUGUUAUCGCGCCAGCACCUCCAGUACUGCUCCCGUCCUCCACCUCAAAUCCGGUCAAUGGCUAUGGAGAGCUUUAG